CGCGUGUGCGACGUGACGUCGGCAAAAUAUGGAGGCCCGACAGCAGCGCCACUUCUUCAUCCAGCGGAAAAAAACAGAGACGAAGUGAGGUUAAGGUGAAGUUCAGGGAGUGUAUUUUCCCGGGAAAAUGCGGAGAUCUAGCGCCCCAUCGAUGAAGAGGCAGUGUGGGGAGUCUGCAGGGAGAAGAGAAGGUAAUUCUAGCAAGUUUGUGAAGGUCACAGUAGAGCGGGAGCGAGUAAAUGUGGGUCCUCUGAGGGACUUCCAAAUGCUGGGAAAACAAGAUGAUCCGGACGCUCCUGUGCCAGUGAAUGCUUCAGUGGAGAGAAAGUACUCAGUGCUGUGGAAUCGCCCCAAUACCAAGAAACAUAAAACAUGGGAAGGUGACGGUGUGCUUGAAAUAACGGAGAAUACAGUUUACUUGAGGAAUUCUGACGGAUCUAUUCUCACAUCCAUGCCAAUUCCCAGUAAGGAUGUGACUUUUGAGGAGGGUAUGAGACUUACAGUGGGCUCUAAGGAGGUGGAAAUUGUUGAGGAAAUUGGUGAAGUAGAAGUUAAGGAAGAGAAACCGGUGAUGCCAGUGAAAUCUCAACCAAUCGUCCGGAAAGUGGAGAAACUCGGAGGAUUGUUGUUGCCAGAUCCUCCACAAGAGCACCAGAGAAUCUUCAACAGAGAACAGAAACCUCUAACUCCUGUUAGAGUCGUGGAAUCCGUGGCGAAGCACUUGAGGCCACACCAAAAAGAGGGAAUCAUCUUCUUGUAUGAAUCUCUAAUGGGAUUCCACAAUCCUGAGGCUGAAUUUCAUGGAGCUGUGUUGGCGGAUGAGAUGGGACUUGGGAAAUCUCUUCAGGUUAUCGCCACAUGCUUUACACUCCUUCGCCAAGGACCGUACGCUCGAAGGAACAUCGCCAGGAAGAUUUUGAUUGUCUGCCCGAGUAGCCUGGUGGAGAAUUGGAGCAGAGAAGUUGGCAAAUGGCUGGGAGAAGAGAGAAUAUACGCUUUUGUUGUGGAUGGAAAGCAUAAAGUAAAGGAUUUCAGUGUCUCAGCCACGAUGCCUUUCAUCAUUCUCUCAUAUGAAAUGGUGGUGACUCAACUGAAUGACUUGCAAGACAUGAUCUUCGACGUGAUGGUGUGCGACGAAGGCCACAGACUGAAGAAUAGCGAUACUCGCAUCGUCAAGCUCCUCACUCAGAUGGAUUGCAAGCGCAGGAUUAUUCUCACCGGGACUCCGAUCCAGAAUGAUCUUCAUGAAUUCUUCUGCCUUGUUAGCUUUGUUCAACCUGAUAUCUUGGGCAGUUAUACAGAGUAUCGCAUAAAAUAUGAGACGCCAAUUGUGAAUUCUCAAGUUCCUGGAGCUGAUUCCGAAGUUCAGGCUUUGGGACAUGAAAAAGUGCAGGAAUUGAAUGAUAUUACUGACAAAGUGAUACUGAGAAGGACACAACUGGUCAACAGAGAGUAUUUGCCUGAAAAGGAGGAAGUUGUAGUGUUCUGUAAAGCAACAGAGAUCCAAGACUUUCUCCAGGAACGCCUUGUAAGUUCCUAUGAGACUGAAGAAGUUAACAGAAUGUCUCCCUUUAAAGUGAUUUCGCUAUUGAGGAAGAUCUGCAAUCAUCCAGCACUCUUGGAGACUAUUGAGGCCCAGGAGGGUUUGGUGUGUGUGCUUCAGGAGUUUCUUCCACCGACUGGAGACAUGGGACCGCGAGAUUCUGGCAAACUGUCUGUUUUAGAAGGAUUAUUGGCAGAAUUGAGGGGCACUGGAGAAAGAAUCGUGGUCGUGAGUCACUCAACAAAAGCCCUAGAUAUGAUCGAAGGACUUUGUCGUUACUUUAAUCAUGUCUACUGUCGUCUGGAUGGUUCCACGAGUUCUUCAGACAGACAACGCAUUGUGGACAGAUUUAACUCACCCUCCAGUGACGCAUUUGUUUUCCUUUUGUCCGCCAAAGCGGGAGGAACUGGCCUGAAUCUUAUCGGAGCAUCCAGAUUGGUGCUGUUCGAUGCUGACUGGAACCCAGCAACAGAUCUGCAAGCGAUGUCGAGGAUCUGGAGGGACGGACAGACGAGGAAUGUGGUGAUAUAUCGCCUGGUGACAGCAGGAAGCAUUGAAGAGAGGAUCUUUCAGCGCCAAAUUGCUAAGAAUGCGCUCAGUGUCUUCGUGAGUGACUCUUCAAAGGAUAGUGUUUCGUUUUCCGAAGCUGAAUUGAGAGAUAUCUUCUCAGCGCCGAUGAGUGGUGUUUGUCUCACUCAUGAAGCCCUUCAGUGCAUGUGCGGAGGUUCAGGAAACGUCCCAGAACCACAGGAAGCAACUGCAGGUUGUCAAAUGGGUCAAAUGAGUCACUUGAUGCAGUGGGAACAUCAUUCCGGGCCGAUUAAUCAACAAGUUCUUAAGGAGCUCUCAUUGGAGCAGAACGGCGAUGAGAUUUUGUACCUCUUCCGGAAUCGCGCAGUAAAGUAGACUUUAUAUAUGUUUAGAUAAGAUUUGUUAUUAAAGACAUUUGAA
Messenger RNA from Phlebotomus argentipes, 2494 nucleotides. RefSeq names its product DNA repair and recombination protein RAD54B-like. Gene Ontology annotation, cellular component: nucleus. Gene Ontology annotation, molecular function: ATP binding; DNA translocase activity; ATP-dependent chromatin remodeler activity. Gene Ontology annotation, biological process: reciprocal meiotic recombination; double-strand break repair via homologous recombination. The record is from RefSeq and is a predicted model, not a curated record. The coding region runs from base 128 to 2449 and encodes 773 amino acids. The transcript is spliced from 3 exons. Lineage: Eukaryota; Metazoa; Arthropoda; Insecta; Diptera; Psychodidae.